Messenger RNA from Helicoverpa zea (corn earworm), 3222 nucleotides. It is a transcript of the gene Lim1, whose product is annotated as LIM/homeobox protein Lhx1. Gene Ontology annotation, molecular function: RNA polymerase II transcription regulatory region sequence-specific DNA binding; DNA-binding transcription factor activity, RNA polymerase II-specific. The record is from RefSeq and is a predicted model, not a curated record. Gene Ontology annotation, biological process: regulation of transcription by RNA polymerase II; neuron differentiation. Lineage: Eukaryota; Metazoa; Arthropoda; Insecta; Lepidoptera; Noctuidae. The coding region runs from base 1 to 1347 and encodes 448 amino acids. The transcript has 8 exons. Gene Ontology annotation, cellular component: nucleus.
AUGUCUACGCGUUGGUGCGUCGCGCGUGUCGGGUGUGUUGUACCGCCGUCGCGGUGUGUUGUGCAGUGCCGUGUACAGGGUGCCGAAGUGGCGGGUUUCCUUGCCGCAGGACGGGGGGCCCAUGCCCCCUUUCAUCAGCACCACAUUGGUAAAAGACGUGGCGAAGCAGGCGGCGCGAUGGCGUGCGCCGGCUGCGAGAAGCCGAUCCUGGAUAAGUUCCUGCUGCACGUGCUGGAGCGCGCGUGGCACGCGGCGUGCGUGCGCUGCGCCGACUGUCGCGCGCCGCUCGCCGACAAGUGCUACUCGAGGGACAACAAGCUCUUCUGUAGGAAUGAUUUCUUUAGGCGAUACGGAACAAAAUGUAGUGGUUGCGGCCACGGCAUCUCCCCGUCAGACCUCGUCCGCAAAGCGCGCGAGAAGGUGUUCCACCUCAACUGUUUCACGUGCCUCGUGUGUCGGAAACAGCUGUCCACCGGCGAAGAGCUCUACGUCUUGGACGACAACAAGUUUAUAUGCAAAGAGGAUUAUCUCGCCGGGAAGGCGCCGACACAGCAUUCGGAUUCGCUACUAGGCUCAGGGUCUGACGAGGAAGAGGAAGACGAGUCCAGAGCAGCCAAUAACUCCAGCAGUCCAGCUCAUGCACCGCAUCCCGCGUUACACUCCGAACUGUCACAUAAUGGGGACACCAAGCCGCAUGAUGACUCUGAAGAUCAGGGUUCGCUGGACGGGGACCCCGAGACCCGGGACUCGCAGGCAGAGAACAAGUCCCCGGACGAUGGCAAUGGGGGCUCCAAGCGACGGGGACCGAGGACCACGAUAAAGGCGAAGCAACUGGAGAUACUGAAGUCGGCUUUUUCGCAGACCCCAAAGCCGACGAGGCAUAUAAGAGAACAGCUGGCCAAGGAGACGGGGUUACCCAUGAGGGUGAUUCAGGUGUGGUUCCAAAACAAGCGAUCGAAAGAGCGUCGUCUGAAGCAGCUCACGUCGAUGGGGCGGGGCCCGUUUUUCGGGUCAUCCCGCAAGAUGCGAGGGUUCCCCAUGAACCUGUCCCCGGGGGGGCUGGAGGAAGGCCCGCCGGGGUUUCCCUACUUCGCGACGGCAGAUGGCAAGUUCGAGUUUGGCUAUGGCCCGCCGUUCCACCAUGAUGCGCCGUUCUUCCAUCCGCCGCCCGCCAUGCCCUUCAAUCAGCCAGGUCGUUUCGCAGGCGGCAUGGAGACUCUUCCCGGCGGGGAGUUUCCUGAGCAGUUCCCGCCUCCGGACCACCUCGUGCUUCCUCGGCCAUCUUCGCCGGAGUUCACGUUCGGCGACGGGCCGCCCCCCCUGCAUCCGGAGGGGCUGGUCUGGUAGCUCAAGCCGGAGCCGCGGGACUUCCACGACUGAUGCGGCUCGACAGGCUUCAAAGUGGACUUUAGCAGUGUUAUUAACUAACGCUCGCGUUAACGAACAUAUUAAAAGACGCAGUGUUUAUGUGAUUUUAGUUUCUGUGUACGUUAAGCUGUUUCCCGCUUGCUUCGAAUCCAGGUUAGAUUUUGAUAUCAUUGCAGUUCCGCGGAACUAGUUUGUUUUCUGUUGCAGUGAUUUGGUGCUACAAAGAUUGAUUUGUCGAUGUUUUCUCGGUUAAUUGACUUGUUUUGAUAGAUAUUUAAACUGGUGUUAUUAGGAUGACUGGUUUAUUAUCAGGAUAUAAUUUUGUUUACUCUGAAAUGACCUUAUCAAUCGAUAGGUCACUAUGAUAUUUGAUAUAUCAACUUGUUUUUUGCCGGAGAAUAUUGUAGAACCGCUAUUGAGACUAAUUCAGAUUAGUUACGCAUUAAAUCAUGGUAAAUAAAUCUUUGCUUUUAUAUCCUUUUAGUUACAAUUUAAUUAUUAAUAUUACAAUCUAUUUGUGAAUAAGGCAGGCACUGUGAAUAUUAAGAAUAUUAUGUACAGAUAGCUAUUGUAAUAGAUAAUUUAUUAAGUAUAAUAGAAAGAAUAAUUUAUUUACAAUGGGUUUCAUAAGCAUAAUUUAUAUAAGAGUAAUUUUGGUUCCUAUACUAAGAUAGACACACUUUGAGCAUUUUUUGUAUAUUUAUUAUUAAUACCCUCUCCGUUACUUAAGUACAAUCGUUUUUAGAGUAACGUUCAUAUUGUAAAUAAUUGAUUUGUAUAUAUAAAUGUACUAUCUAAGCUAAUAUGUACUUAAUUAGGUACUUAAUGUAAGUAUAUAGUAUUGUAUGUUUAGCUAACCAUUAUAGUUUUGUUUCAACAUUUAAAAUACAACAAUUAAAAGUUUCACCUAAUUUACUUUUACCUUUUCGAUUACUGAACAGAUUAUCCCCGUCAAAUAGCUUUACCUCAUUGAAGUUAGCUGUGAGUACUAAUAAGACUUUACGAUAGCCCAAAUGUACAAACAAACAUUACCUAUUGCGCAAGCGCGAGGCGUUAAAUGACUAACUUCAGGAGGGCAAUUUUAUUUGAGAGGAACUGUAUAUAUAGUUAUCUUUUUUUAUUUAAUGAAACUUUUGGAAAAUACUAAUUUAUAUUUGAGUUCGCAUACUUUUUAAUUCCUCAAGUUAUUUCAAAAGAACUUUUAAGUUGUUGUCUAAAAAGGUCUGAUAAAGAGCCUAAUUAGAAUCAGUAUUUUUUUUUUGUUUCAAAUUUGCUAUUUCAUGAAGAAAACUGUAAAUGGCAUACAGAAAGUAUUUUUCGAAAAAAAUUCAAAUAAAUAUAUUUAAGCGAACAUUAUGUUUUUAAUUGUGUUUGGAGUCACAAAUUUUCUAAAGUAAGUUACAAAAUAAAUAAAAACGUUUGUAAAUCGUAGAUAAAAGAACAGCAUUUAACUAAAAAUGUAUUUCAGUUUUUACAUAAAUGCCAAGAACUAUUAUUUUAUUUUGACGACGAAUUUUAUGCAGUGAACAAUAAAAUUGACGAUUUAAACAAAACCUAUUCGAAAAAAUUAAACACAUAAAAGUAUAAACCUUAACCAAUAUCAAAGGUGCUGUAUAUGAAUCUCAAAGUUUAAAAACUAAAUGAGUCACCAAUUUUCAAUUGUUUUUUUUCAUAAUUCAAUUUUGACUCCAAACAUAAUAAGAAUGAUAUUUAAAAACAGGCUCACUGGCAACUACAUAAUAUGUAUGUAUUAUAAUCUAAGUGUUAAUAUUUGGUACGUACUGUUAUAUAUCGUAUUUAGCACAUAACAAAAAUAUAAUGGAAUUGUCUUUAAGAAUAAAAUCUAUUCGAAAA